Drosophila bipectinata is the source of this 1508-nucleotide messenger RNA. It is a transcript of the gene Alg10, whose product is annotated as alpha-1,2-glucosyltransferase Alg10. Gene Ontology annotation, biological process: dolichol-linked oligosaccharide biosynthetic process; protein N-linked glycosylation. NCBI's taxonomy places the organism in Eukaryota, Metazoa, Arthropoda, Insecta, Diptera, Drosophilidae. Gene Ontology annotation, cellular component: endoplasmic reticulum. The record is from RefSeq and is a predicted model, not a curated record. Gene Ontology annotation, molecular function: dolichyl pyrophosphate Glc2Man9GlcNAc2 alpha-1,2-glucosyltransferase activity.
GCCGGCUGGUUGGGUCCAAAAAUAAACAAACACUGCUGGUUUGGAAUUUAAGCUUUGGUAUUGACAGCACUGGUCCAUGCCAUGAACGGAUCCUGGAAGUUGGUGCUGCCUGUGGGCUUCGUCCUUUACUCCCUUCCGUUGUUCCUGCGCGUGAAUGGAACUUCGGAGUAUGUGAUCGACGAGGAGUUCCACAUUCCCCAGGGCCUGGCCUUCUGUCGUCAGCAAUUCGACGUGUGGGACCCUAAAAUAACGACUUUUCCGGGCCUGUAUCUACUAGCCCUCGUACUGAGUCCUUUUAAUCUGUGCUCAGUAACGGGCCUGCGAUUACUUAGCUUAGCCGGUGCGGGGGUCAACAUUCUUCUGCUCUACAAGAUCCGGCGGCGUACGUUGGCUGGUUCAGGUGGCAAUUCUUAUGCAGCCCAUGAGGCAAUAACUAUGUCGGUGUUGCCGCCUUUGUACUUCUUUAGCCAUCUGUACUACACGGACACCUUGUCCCUGACCAUGGUGCUUCUGUUUUACAAUUACUGGCUGCAGGAGUCCCAUCUGCCAGCGGCAGUGUUCGGGGCUGCGAGUGUUCUCAUGCGUCAAACGAAUAUUGUGUGGGUUUGUAUGGCCACAGGGAUGACUGUGCUGGACACCAUCGUGCAGCAAUGUGCUCGAUCUCGAUCUUUGGCCAAGAGCAAGGUUCGAUUGCUGGGAACAGAGUUGUGGGCGAAUCUUUUCACCAGCCCCCAAUUGCUGUGCAAUUGCAUCCUAAACAUACUGGCCAAGUGCUGUUUUUACGCUUCCAUAAUCCUACCUUUUAUUGGGUUCCUAGCCAUCAAUGGCUCUAUUGUGGUGGGCGAUAAGAGUGCCCAUGAAGCCUCUCUCCACCUGCCGCAGCUGUUUUAUUUCGCGCUGUUUGCUGCGAGCUUCGGCAUCUCAAAUACGCUGCGACAAUUGCGUCCGGCAGCAGAGCUUAUACGCCGGAAUCGAGCUCUCUCCUUAUUGGCUCUUAUGCUGAUUCUAUUGGUGGUGCAUCUCAACACCGAAGUGCAUCCAUAUCUGCUGGCAGAUAAUCGCCACUAUACCUUCUAUGUGUGGAGUCGUCUCUACGGUCGGUUCUGGUGGUUCCGGUAUGCCAUGGCGCCGGUGUAUCUGUUUUCCAUUUGUGUUCUCCUGUGCGGAAUGCAACACAUGCCGGAUAGCUUCAAGCUCAUGUUCCCGAUUAGCCUGUUAUUGGUGCUAUGCUUUCAACGACUCCUGGAACUACGCUAUUUCCUGGUUCCAUAUAUCCUAUUUCGGCUUAAUACGCGACACACGAGGAAGGGCUUCGCCGAGUGGAUGGAACUUGGAGUCCAUCUGCUGCUUAACGUGGCCACCUUCUAUGUGUACUUUACCAAGGAGUUUUACUGGCCAAACUAUCGCUCACCCCAGAGGAUUAUUUGGUAGGCACCCCCAACCACUUGCAUUCCUUCUAAAUAGACGUUUCCGGCAUUUAACCAAAUAAAUCAAGUCUGCAUUUUCAA